Messenger RNA from Pteronotus mesoamericanus, 1107 nucleotides. It is a transcript of the gene FAM81A, whose product is annotated as family with sequence similarity 81 member A. The record is from RefSeq and is a predicted model, not a curated record. The transcript is spliced from 8 exons. Lineage: Eukaryota; Metazoa; Chordata; Mammalia; Chiroptera; Mormoopidae. Bases 1 to 1107 code for a protein of 368 amino acids.
AUGGAAAAUAUGCAUCUAAGGCGAGUUAGAACCAUGCCCCGACACAGCCAGUCCCUGACCAUGGCGCCCUAUUCCUCUGUGAGCCUCGUGGAGCAGCUGGAAGACAGGAUCCUCUGCCACGAGAAAACAACGGCGGCCCUCGUGGAGCAUGCCUUCCGAAUUAAAGAUGACAUCGUCAACAGUUUGCAGAAAAUGCAAAACAAAGGAGGAGGCGACCGCUUGGCCAGGCUUUUCUUGGAGGAGCACAUCAGAAACAUAACGGCCAUAGUGAAGCAGCUUAAUCGGGAUAUCGAGGUACUCCAGGAGCAGAUCCGGGCCCGGGACAACAUUAGCUAUGGAACUAAUUCUGCCUUAAAGACUCUGGAGAUGCGCCAGCUGUCCGGUCUGGGAGAUCUCCGAGGGAGAGUGGCAAGAUGUGACGCCAGCAUAGCCAGACUCUCUGCAGAGCACAAAACGACCUACGAGGGGCUUCAGCACUUGAACAAGGAACAGCAAGCUGCCAAACUUAUCUUGGAAACAAAAAUCAAAGACGCAGAGGGACAGAUUUCUCAGCUUUUGAACAGAGUGGACUUGUCAAUAUCAGAGCAAAGCACCAAACUGAAGAUGUCCCACCGAGACAGCAACCACCAGCUUCAGCUCUUGGAUACUAAAUUUAAAGGUACAAUUGAGGAACUCAGUAACCAGAUUUUGUCUGCACGGAAUUGGUUGCAACAGGAACAAGAACGGAUAGAAAAAGACCUUCUACAGAAAAUCGAUCAGCUUUCCUUGGUUGUUAAGGAAAACAGUGGAGCCAGUGAACGGGAUGUGGAGAGGAAGCUCAGCCAGAUGUCCGCCAGACUUGACAAAAUAGAAGAGAGUCAAAAGAAGCACAUGGACAUUCAGAGAACAAAACAAGAAGAGGAGAAGCUGCACGGGCGCAUCACCAAGCUGGAGUUACAGAUGAGCGCGGGCCUGAAGGGCAUGAAGGCGGACGUCGACGCGGGGUUUACAGCCAUUUAUGAAAGCAUAGGAUCCCUCAGGCAAGUUCUUGAAGCCAAGAUGAAACUGGACAAGGAUCAGCUACAGAAGCAAAUCCAACAGAUGCAGAAGCCGGAAGCUCCCAUGUGA